Messenger RNA from Trichechus manatus latirostris (Florida manatee), 3032 nucleotides. It is a transcript of the gene CTPS1, whose product is annotated as CTP synthase 1. Gene Ontology annotation, biological process: CTP biosynthetic process; pyrimidine nucleobase biosynthetic process. NCBI's taxonomy places the organism in Eukaryota, Metazoa, Chordata, Mammalia, Sirenia, Trichechidae. Gene Ontology annotation, molecular function: identical protein binding; CTP synthase activity. The transcript is spliced from 19 exons. The coding region runs from base 135 to 1910 and encodes 591 amino acids. The record is from RefSeq and is a predicted model, not a curated record. Gene Ontology annotation, cellular component: cytoplasm; cytoophidium.
AGGCAGACUCAAGGGAUCCCGGGGGAACUGUUCUUCCAUGCAGGAAUCAGUGGCGCGAGCGGAGCCCGGCGCGGGACUGCCACACUGCCGGGUGACAGACAUUGCUUCCCACCAAUCAGGGGUCAAAAAUUAAAAUGAAGUACAUUCUAGUUACUGGCGGUGUUAUAUCAGGAAUUGGAAAAGGAAUCAUUGCUAGCAGUGUGGGCACAAUACUAAAGUCAUGUGGUUUACAUGUAACUUCAAUUAAAAUUGACCCAUACAUUAACAUUGAUGCAGGAACAUUCUCUCCUUAUGAGCAUGGGGAAGUUUUUGUGCUGGAUGAUGGUGGGGAGGUAGACCUUGACCUGGGUAACUAUGAGAGGUUCCUUGACAUCCGCCUCACCAAGGACAAUAAUCUGACCACUGGAAAGAUAUACCAGCACGUCAUUAACAAGGAACGCAAAGGAGAUUACUUGGGGAAAACCGUCCAAGUUGUCCCUCACAUCACAGAUGCAAUCCAGGAAUGGAUAAUGAGACAGGCGUUAAUCCCUGUAGAUGAAGACGGCCUGGAGCCUCAAGUGUGUGUUAUUGAGCUUGGUGGAACAGUGGGAGAUAUAGAAAGCAUGCCUUUUAUUGAGGCUUUCCGUCAAUUCCAAUUCAAAGUCAAAAGAGAGAACUUUUGUAAUAUCCACGUCAGUCUAGUCCCUCAGCCAAGUUCAACAAGGGAACAGAAGACUAAACCCACUCAGAAUAGUAUCCGAGAUCUCAGAGGGCUCGGGCUUUCCCCAGAUCUGGUUGUGUGCAGGUGCUCAAAUCCUCUGGACACAUCUGUGAAAAAGAAAAUAUCGAUGUACUGCCACGUUGAACCUGAACAAGUCAUCUGUGUCCAUGAUGUCUCAUCCAUCUACCGAGUCCCCUUGUUAUUAGAAGAGCAAGGGGUUGUAGAUUAUUUUCUUCGAAGACUCGAUCUUCCUAUUGAGAGGCAGCCACGAAAAAUGCUGAUGAAGUGGAAGGAGAUGGCUGACAGAUAUGAUCGCUUGCUGGAGACCUGCUCUAUUGCCCUCGUGGGCAAAUACACCAAGUUCUCUGACUCGUAUGCCUCUGUCACUAAAGCUCUGGAGCACUCUGCACUGGCCAUCAACCACAAAUUGGAAAUCAAGUACAUAGACUCUACCGACCUGGAGCCGAGCACCUUACAAGAAGAGCCUGUCCGCUAUCACGAAGCAUGGCAGAAGCUCUGCAGUGCUCAUGGAGUGCUGGUUCCAGGAGGGUUUGGUGUUCGAGGAACAGAAGGAAAAAUCCAAGCAAUCGCCUGGGCUCGAAAACAGAAAAAGCCUUUUUUGGGUGUGUGCUUAGGAAUGCAGCUGGCAGUGGUUGAAUUCUCAAGAAAUGUGCUGGGAUGGCAAGAUGCCAAUUCUACAGAGUUUGACCCUAAGACAAGUCACCCCGUGGUCAUAGACAUGCCAGAGCACAAUCCUGGGCAGAUGGGUGGAACCAUGAGGCUGGGCAAGAGGAGAACCCUAUUCCAGACCAAGAACUCGGUCAUGAGAAAACUCUAUGGAGAUCCGGAGUUCUUGGAGGAGAGGCACCGCCACAGAUUUGAGGUAAAUCCAGUCUUGAAAAAGUGUUUGGAAGAGCAAGGCUUGAAGUUUGUUGGCCAAGAUGUUGGAGGAGAAAGAAUGGAAAUUGUGGAGUUGGAAGAUCAUCCUUUUUUUGUUGGGGUUCAGUACCACCCUGAGUUCCUGUCCAGACCUAUCAAGCCUUCCCCGCCCUAUUUUGGCCUCCUCCUGGCCUCCGUAGGGAGACUCCCACAUUACCUCCAGAAAGGCUGCCGGCUCUCGCCCAGGGACACCUACAGUGACAGAAGUGGAAGCAGCUCCCCUGACUCUGAAAUCACGGAAUUGAAAUUCCCAUCAAUAAAUCAUGACUAACUCUGGUAACGGAUGAUUCUUCGAGAGCCUUUGAACUUUGACAGAGUUUACAGCUUUGAUUUUACACUCAGCUUUUGACACUUCCUUUAAAUUAUGUUUUUAUUAAAAUUAUUUUAUUACGGGGGAAAUGGUAUUUGGAAAACUUUGUCACUGCAUGUCCAUCGUGUGUCUUGACUCCUCCGCGGUGUGCUGCCUGCCGACACUCUGCUGUGCAGUUCUGGAGUUUCUGAGAAGAGCAGCAGCAGGUCUGGAAGAGAGCUGAUGAUGGACGGGGGCUGACAGAACACCCCCUCAAUCACCAUGUUUCUCCAACUACCUCGUGUCAUUGUGGAUUCGAGUGCAUUACCUGUUGCUUUUUGCUGGGAUGCCUGGGCCAUUUUAAAAAGUGCCACAUGGACUUAAUAAGCACGGAAAGAUACGCUUAGCUAGUACUUAGAACACUUUGGUGCUGGUGACUUGAGGGCAUUGCUUACCACUAAGAGCAGUGAAACCAGAGUCAAAAUCUCGACACUGCCCUGAACUAUGGAGACUUUCAGUGCCAACUGUGGCUGGUACUUGUCCAAUGGGACAGUCGACUUUGAUGUCGCAUGAAACGGCAAGAAGUCUAUUCCUCUCUGAAGCGUGAUUUUAAACCCCCAUGCCUCUGGCCACGCUUCCUCUUCUUGGGGCUGGGAAACACUCCUUGUAUCAAGGGGUUGCUUUAAAAAAGAAUAAAGAAUCUUUGGGAAACUGCCUCUAAAACCCUUAUAUAUAGACAGCUUUGGCUCAAGGGACGUCUUUCUUCCAGAAUGGUGUUACUGCAGUUGAAAUGCAAUAUGAAAAGCUAUUUUCUUAGCGUGAUGUAACAACAGCCACAGCUAUAUGCCUACCGUGUUCUGGCUGGACUUAUGUGUACUCUCUAACUUAAGAAAUAAAUAAUGCAGAACUAGAGACAUGCUUUGCUUUUCAUUCUCUCUCCUUGGCCAGAUGGAAACGUCUAAGCAGGAUGCGGGAUGUGCCUGUGUGCCGUCACUUGAGCUCGGUGCCAGGCUCUCCUCCGAGUGAGCAGCCUUCAGUGAGUGAUCGUUUGUUCAGAAACUCAGAGAGGAGUCUUUCUAAUAGGAACCAGAAUUUUCCAAAAAG